AUGGCGUUGGAGGUGACUGAAGAGAUGGUAGUCAGAGAGGGGCCAGGUCUGGGAUGUACGGUGGGUGAGGCAAGAUUGUCCAGCCGUAUCCGUUCAGCUUUGGCUCUGGAGAAGAGACAUGGGAACCAGCGUUAUCAUGCUGAAAGUAAACUUUUGCAUUUUUCCCCAAAACAUUACCUUUUUUCGUGUAUUUCACGUUUUGGCACGUCAGCUGGCUCGAGCGAGUCCGUUUCGAUCUACCGCCCGGCAAACCGCUCACUCUCUUUUUGUCUGCGUCUCUCAGCCGGGGGUCCCCGUCGCCGAUCUCGAUCGAUUCACUUCAUAAUGCCCCGUUGCCGGUCCGACGCAUAUUCCAACGGAACCACCGCUAGGGGCUGCACUGGGGAAGGGACCGAAAGGACCAAGAAGGGAUAAGGUGAGUUGAGAAAGAAUUUCAAGACGCAAACUGACUUAUUUCCAGGUUUCUAUCACGGAUUUUCUAUCACGCUGAUAAUAUAUUGGAAUGGAUGAUCGACGCAACAAAGAGAAGAUUAGAGACUCGACUGCACCAAAGUCAGGUGCGUAAUUCAACUACUUCUCGCUCGAAUUAAUGCACCUCUUUGUUCACCAAAUUGAGAGAUUUCGAGUUCCGAGCUUCCACAAUCAAUGUGUGUUCUCAUUUCAAUAAUUACUAGAGACAUUUUUAGACGGAAACAUCCUUUAUUACAGAGAACUUCCGCGUAGGAUUUAUUUGACAAGGCGCUAUUAUCGGAUAUAUGUCAUAUAUUGAGGGCUGCGAUGAUCUAAAUUAUUAGGAGCAACCAAAUACAUCGAGGUUAGUAUGACUUAAUACAUUAUAGCCAGAAAAGAACGUCCCGGGCUGUGUGGAAGCAAGAAGGAGGACACAACGAGUGAGCAUUUCUUGUUGCUAGCAAAAUACAGACAAUUCAUAUUUCAGAACAAGACUGGAGUCCUACUCGGAAGAAUCUCGAAUUAUUUAUUUGACUCAAAGCGUUGUUGUCGGACAUAUUUGGAAUGUUGACGGCUGCGAUGAUCUCAAUUAUUUCACCGUAAUAGCGUGA
Molecule: messenger RNA, 1061 nt
Organism: Caenorhabditis sp. 36 PRJEB53466
Lineage: Eukaryota; Metazoa; Nematoda; Chromadorea; Rhabditida; Rhabditidae
Source: the annotation of a GenBank genome assembly